Molecule: messenger RNA, 921 nt
Organism: Pocillopora meandrina
Lineage: Eukaryota; Metazoa; Cnidaria; Anthozoa; Scleractinia; Pocilloporidae
Source: the annotation of a GenBank genome assembly
AUGGCUGCGGAAGAGGACACUAGAGGCACGGUGGCAGUUGUCAUUCACACUGUUAUUCUAGUUCAUGCAACGAUCUUUUCACUCACCGGGAACAUGUUCAUUAUUUACGCGUUGUACAGAAACAGGAGACUGCGCACUAUUACGAAUUUCUAUGUGGUAUCGCUUGCAUUGGCCGACAUGAUGAUGGCUAUAUUAAGCUUUCCUUUCCAAGCGACCGCUUCAGGACUGCGAAAAUGGUUUUUCGGACACCACUUCUGUCAACUAACUGGUUUUGUCGUACAAUAUUGGGUUCAAGUGUCACUCUCCAUUCUGACUUUAGCCUCGCUAAAUCGAUACUUCUGCGUCGUGAAACCAAAUAAAUACUCGUUGUUAUUCACUCACAGGAAAACUGUAACUUCAUUACUUGGGGUCUGGAUUAUCCUCUGUAUUGAAUUACUGAUUUUCGUUUUUACCGCACCAAUAAAAUUUCGAUGGAUCCCUGACAGUUUAUAUUGCCGAACAACUUUUGACAGUGAAAGUUCAGAGAGGAUUUCUUUCGUCUUCUUUGCUUGUUUUUCCGCUGUUUUAAUGUCCGUGGUCGUCUUUUGUUAUUACAGCAUUUAUCGAGUUGUCAAACAACACAACAACGUAGUUGUCCCAUCCUUGCAGAGAGCGAACAACCAUGGAAGAAUUAAUGCGCAAGACGUGAAAUCCUCUCGGGCAAUCUUUGCUGCCGUACUUGGAUUUUCGAUCGCCUGGUGUCCUUUUAUUUUCAUGUCGAUGCUGGAGUUUGGUUUUCAGGUAUCAAUUCCUUCCUCAGCAAAGUCAGUUUACCCUUUAUUUUCAUCCCUCUCUGCCUGGAUUAAUCCAGUAAUUUAUGGUAUCAUGAAUCGUGCCAUGCGAAACGAGUUUCAGAAAAUACUAUUUUGUAGAAAGGAUUGA